AUGAGACGAGAUCCGAUCCUCCUCAUUCCCCGAAACGUCAAAAGACGGAAGAGACAACCGCCGACGACAGCGAUUCGGACGAUUCCGAUAUGGGGUUAUGAGAUGGACUUUUCGAAAUUUACCUUCUGUUUCGACUGGCAACAAUUGGAUCUUGACGAUGAUACAUGGAUUGAAGAAGACAAGCCUGAUCAAACCAACAACAGAGAUUUAAUCGCCAUGUUGUGCAAUGUGGCUCUCGCCAAGUACAACGUAGAAAAGAAUACAAAAUUGGAAUUGAGCAAAGUUUUAAGGGCAAACUUUCAUCCAUCUGCUGCAGCCACUUUCUACAUCUCGUUCGAAGUCAGUGAUCCUUUUGAUGGUAAUCAGACCAAACCUUAUCGAGCAGUUGUUGGCUAUUUCCCGGGACGUAUUCUAGUAGACUCUUGCAAUCCUAGACCCGCUUCUUGA
Arabis nemorensis is the source of this 447-nucleotide messenger RNA. The record is from the annotation of a GenBank genome assembly. Lineage: Eukaryota; Viridiplantae; Streptophyta; Magnoliopsida; Brassicales; Brassicaceae.